CCCAGUAGGUUAGACCGCUUGGACGGGGGACUGAGGUACUCUUAGAAGUUUUGCUUAAGAAGUAUUAUAACAAUGUGAUAAACUGCAUAUUUUUUGUAAACUUUGGUAAUCCGUCUACCAAAUCCCAUCUGGACUACCGUGGAUGUUUCAAUUCACUCACGAUUUUAUUCAUUUACAGUUUUGUUUCAAGGAUUAUAGCAUGAUGGUUUUCAACAUGGAGAGCAGAAUACGCACAGCCGUUUUGGCACUUCUUUGCGCACAGGCCGGUUUGGGCUUCUCAGUUGCCGGACAGCAGGAAGGCACCUGCGAGGCCAACGGCAGCUUAUACUUUGUCGGGGAAUGGUAUUUUCUGGACUCUGAUCACUGCACUCAAUGUGAAUGCACUUCCGAGGGCUCCGCAUGUUCCCGCACCGAGUGCACCUCUCUGCCGGCCGCAUGCAUCCAUGUCAGCCACUACCCCACCGACUGCUGCCCCAGGUGCGAGAAGAUCGGCUGUGAGUACCGAGGAGUAGUGUACGAACUGGGGCAGAACUUCCAGCCAUCAGAAUGUGAGCAAUGCACCUGUGACAGUGAUGGCAUCGCCCGCUGUCUGGUUGCAGAUUGUGCACCGCCACCAUGUGUCAACCCCAUCUACCAGCCAGGGAAAUGCUGCCCUGAAUGCAAGGAGGGUCCUAACUGCUAUGUUAAUGCAUCACGCAGCCAGGUGAUCCCAGCAGGAGAGCCCAUCUGGGUGGACUCCUGCACCAAGUGUCGUUGUCAUGAUGGCCAGGACGCAGGCUACUGGGAAGGAAACCGUCUCGCCACCUGUUCUCGCCUCAAAAACUGCACACCUGAACAGCCGUCCACCCAGAAAGAGUGAUUCAGUCGCUCAUCAGAGAGCCAACAGUUACCCUGAAUCAUCCUAUAAAUGCUCCAUCUCUUAAGAACAUGCUGAAAGCUCCUGGGCAGCCAGUAAAGCCAGACAUAGUGGAUGAUAUGCUUCUUCAAAAAUGUUAGUUUCGGGGAUUCAUCAAGAUUCCUGCAAGGACAAGGCUGGACCUUUAUCGGGCCUUUGCAGCAUAUUUCAAGCAAGGUCUAAAUUCAAGGCUGGUUGGUCAAAGCUGAAACGAUGCUGCUUGGUCAGUACUUUUUGGCAAUUCAACUGAAAUUUUGUGAAAAAUAUUGCCAAGCUAAAGUAACAUAUAUUUUAAAAAAUGGACGUAUGACCUUUGAGAUAACCACAAACCAGCUGAGGCAUGGAAACAUCAUGAACAGGCAGUACCAUUCCAGCAAAGAAGAACUGGUUGGUACAGACACACUAUUCAGGGUGGUUAUGCAGAUGUUUCAACACAUGGCCCCCUUUCCCUGCUUUGUGUAUGGGAAAACAGAUGAGCUGAGAAGAUGAAUUGUAGUCCUUGAAAAUAAACUAAAUUGGUGAAAUUAUUAACAAAAACAAGAUUAAAUCCCUAAAACAAGUACAUUUUAAGGCCUGCUGUGAUCUUUGAAUUACAAGGCUUUAAACACACAUACCUUUGGGGCAAACCUUUCUUGAUUUCUGUAUCUCAACAAAACAUAUUUAAAUCUGACAGUAAUCAAAAAAUAAACAAACUUGACCUCUAAGAGGUGAACACAACCACUAUAGUUACCUUUUAAUAUUUUUGUGGCUAUAAACAGCAUCUGCUAAAUUUGGACCAAUCCCUUACAUUGUGAGAGGGAGACAUUAGAUAGCUUUUAUAACAGCUACUUCCCCUUGAUUUUUAGAAAUAUCUCUAUACACCUGCUUUGGCAACAAGCUCCAUAACAAAACCUAUGAGAUUAUUGGAUAACGAGAAAUUGUAAUUGACCUGUCACGGUUUGAUGCAGCACCCAAAUGUAUGCUCAACUGUGAUGUAAAUUAGAGUAGGAAACGCCUAAGCAAAGCAAUUAACAAGUUGUAAUGCUCUGUAAAUUCUGCAGGUCAAUUUCCAUACUUAUUGAAAUCUAAUGUAUGGGACUCUGGCUUAAAAUAUGUAGUAAUACAGCAGUUGUAGACAUGAGUUUCAUUAUAUGGAAUGUUAUUUGUAAACUGUAGAGCAGGAAUAUGCAUUUGAAAUGUACGGCUUUCUUCAUUUAUCACAAGGAUGAAUGUGCAGCAUUAGCCAGCUACUCUGGUAUUUUCCAUGUUCUCAAAGUGUACUGUUAACAUUAACCUUCAGUGUAUGAUGAAAUGUAGCAUGACAUGUCAUUUUAUACGUUUAUAUGCAGCAGAUCUUACAGUUAUUUGUUAGUAUCUACUUCUGUAGUCACGAGGGACCUUUGGAUGAAAACCAAAAAUAAUCUUGUCUACUUAUAUGUUUAUGUGCUGAGUCGGAGCAGGUAUUAACUUUACUGUAUAAGACUCCCAAGCUGGUACUGCAUGAAGUAUAUAAUUAAAAACGACAAGUUUCACUGCCUUAAUUCUCCACGAGAGACUUCUUGAAGCAGGAUGUGUGAUCAAGUUAAAACUUUUACAGUUAUGGACACCUCUUGAAUCUUAUUUUAUGAACAGACUUUUUCUUUUUUAGAGAAUAUUCUCUUGUUCUCUUCGCUGCAUUUCCUUGAGGGGACUGGUAAAUGCACCAAACAGUGCAGAGAUAAGAUCAAACAAGAUAUGAAAACCGUUUCUUUGUUCGUCCUUAAAAAAGGCAUAGUCUGACAAUUUGUGGAAAAUACUUGAGAAUGUAUUCUUAGGGUACAAUCUUAAAUUUGAUACCAAUUUGAUAUGGUUAGUUUGAAGCUAAAGCCAGCAACCAGUUAGCUUAGUUUAGCAUACAAAAAUGGGUUAAACAGCUGGCUAGGUUCGUCAAAAGGUAACAAAAUAUACAAACACCUCUAGAGCUCAAUGUUUAAUUCUUUAUUUAUCUGUGUUUUUUUUAACGGCCCAAAGUGUUAUAAUGAAAAGGUGCCUUUGUUUGCAUAUUUUGUAGGCAUAGACUUUUAGCUUCUUAGAGUCUCCACUGGCUUUUACACUUUGGCUUGUAAGUUUUAAACAAAGAAGAUGUAACACAACAUAAAGUGAGCUUGAGAAGGGUUGGCUUUAGGAUAUUGUUACCAUUAUACAGAGCCAGGCCAGCUAUUUCCCCAUGUUAAGUCUUUUAGCUAAGCUAGGUUAGCUUACUGCUCUGCUGUAGCAGUACAUUUAGGCCCACCGUACAAACACAAGAGUAGUGUCAAUCUUCUUUGACUUGGUGGAGUUACAACUGACUGCCUGAAUAAAAGGGAACUGAUAUUAGCACACUAGCAUAAUUUAGUGUUUUAUGCUGGUAUACAGCAAA
Molecule: messenger RNA, 3272 nt
Organism: Labrus bergylta (ballan wrasse)
Lineage: Eukaryota; Metazoa; Chordata; Actinopteri; Labriformes; Labridae
Biological process (GO): negative regulation of BMP signaling pathway
Cellular component (GO): AMPA glutamate receptor complex
Molecular function (GO): protein binding
Source: RefSeq, a predicted model, not a curated record